AUGAUUGUAAAGAAUGGAGACAACAAUAUUUUCAUUGACUAUGAAUUAAAUCCCACUCUAUAUGUUAACAAAACAAAUUACAAUAUACAUUUUAUAUGUCAUUCACAUCUUGAUGCUGGCUGGUUAAGAACUAUUGAUGCUUAUUAUAAAAUAUGUGUAAAAAGUAUUUUACAAGGUAUUGUUCCUGAAUUAAUAAACAAUGAAAAAAGAAAAUUUGUUUGGGCAGAAAUAGGUUAUCUUGAAAGAUACUGGAAUAAUGAUGCUACAGCAGAUUGGAAAGCACAAUUCAAAUCAUUAGUUUUAUCACGUAGAAUAGAGUUUGUAGGAGGUGGUUUUGUUCAGGCUGAUGAAGGAUGCACAUCAUCAGAAGGUUUCCUUUUUAAUAUUGAAGUUGGAUACAAAUUUAUUGUUGACAAUUUCGGUGAAAAUUAUUUACCAGAUACAGCAUGGCAAAUUGAUCCAUUUGGAUAUACUAAAAAGGGUUCAAUCAUGGAAGCCUAUAGUAAGAGUACCAAUCUUGUUCUACACAGAAUCGGUGAAGGUUUAAGGGAGAGAUUAAAGUUGAAUAGGGAUAUCAAUUUUCUCUGGAGACCCAAUGGCAAAAAUAGUUCCGAACUUUUUGUUACUAUUUUACAAGAUAGUUAUACUUGGCCUCCUACUUGGAUGGCUCCACUUGAUUCAUUUUCACCUAUCAAUAUUUCACAAUUUUUGACCGUUGCAUUGAAAACUAUUGAAGAUAAAAUUCCAAAUACCAAUACAAACAAUAUCUUUAUGGUUGUAGGUGGUGAUUUCACAUUUAAUGUCCCUAAAAACUCUUUUUCUAAAAUAGAUGACCUAAUGAAUAUUAUAAACUCGGAUCCAAUUUUAUCAACCAAAUUUAAUGCUAGGUAUAGUACUGUUUCUGAUUACAUUACUGAUUCCAAGCAAUAUUACAUUUUGAACAAGGAGAAAGCAAAGAUAAAAUUAUACUACGAACAAGAUUUUAUGUAUUAUUCUCAACUUGAUGAAUCAUAUUGGGUGGGAUACUAUACCUCAAAGCCAAAUUUGAAAAGGAGUAUAAGUUAUACUAUUCGACAGACUAUGGGAGUACAAACUUUAAUAGCAAUGAGAUUGGACAAAGGUGGAGAUAUGAACAUGUUAUCUGAUAUUAUAAGAAAUACUACUUAUUUAAUGCAUCAUGAUGCAAUCACUGGAACCUGUAGACAAGAUGUGCUAUUAGACUAUCAGAAAAGAAUUGACUAUGCCAACAACCAAACAACAACUUUGCUGAGAGAUUUCAUAAAAUAUUCAACAGGAAAUACUGUAGAGAGAGUUACCAAUACCACAAUUAACCAUAAUAUUUUGGAAACUAGAUAUAGAAGGUUGGUACUGUUGAAUCCUACUGGUUGGACCAAAAAGCAAAUUGUAACCCUCAAGGUAAAUGCAUUAUACCGAGAUUUCUGUCCAUUUACCAUUACAAACACUAGUUUGAAGGUGCUACAGCUCGACUGUGUAUAUGACUCUUUAAACCAUUAUUAUAUUUUGGAAUUCUUUAUAAAUAUGAGACCAUUCUCCACAAAGAGUGUAUAUCUAAAGUCAAUCUUAUUACCUUCACCUUUUUCCAACUAUAAGAUUUUCCAAAAUACAAGAGGACCAUAUUUUGGUGUUAGUCAAUAUGAAGUGGCUUUUAAUGAAUCAACCAAGCUACUUGAUUAUAUUUUAAUAAAAUCAAAUAAUAAUCAAAGGGUUGAAUUGAAUCAAAAACCUUGGGGACCGGGUAUUGAAGUGAAUGAUAUUAACGCUACAUCCCAAUUGAUUAUUGGUUGGAAUACAAUAGAAUACCGUUCCAAUCGUUUUGAUGCCAAUGUAACAUCUAGAUUCUUUACUUCUGGUGACCAAGAGUUUGAUCUAAAUAUCGAUUUUACUUAUGAACUGACAGUACCACGGAAUGUCGACAAGAUGGUCAGGUUUGAAACCAACAUUAACAACACAAAUCUCUAUUCCGAUGAUGGUUUAUCGUACGUCCAGCGAAGCAUUACCAACAACAAACUAACUCAAAUGCCACAAAAGUUUUUCUAUCCUUCUGUCACUUCAUCCACAAUCUUUGAUAACAUAACUUCAUUUGUUUGUUAUAGUGAUAGAAGUAAAGGUGUUUCUGGAUUGGAUGUAGGAUUUAUGGAGUUUGCAUUGCAUAGGAAUUCAGAGUAUGACGAUAACAAAGGCUUGGGAGAACCUCCCAUUGAUGAUUCAAAAGCGGUGAUUCAGCAUCGAUGUAGAUUCGAUAACCAAACUCAAAUCUUUAAGAACUACUGGAGACGCUCAAGAGAUUUCCUAAAUGCUGUUGAGGUUUUCGAUACCAACUCCUAUUUCCUACAGGCUGGAACAGAGCCAGACUGGAAACCACCAAUUUCAGACUUCCAGAAUACCGAUAUUCAGCUGCUCACACUCAAAAGGAUCCGAAACGAUACACUCCACCUAACAUUAUACAACAGUUCACCAAACCUUACAGACACUUGCUAUUUCGAUCUAACUUCAUUCUUUAGAGCGAUAGAAGUCAAAAGUAUUCAAGAAGUUAGCAUAAGUGGUUAUGGUUUUAUGAGUGAAAUUAGUAGUAAUAGUGGAAGUAGUAAUGGUAGUAGUUCAGCACUAAGCAGGAAACGUGUUACAGUCUUUCCGAAUGGAAAGAGAUUGGGUGGCAAAGCUAUCAGUAUUCCCAAGAAAUGGAGUGAAUUUCUAAAGAUUGUUUCUAAAAAGCUGUUGAUACCAGUCACCAGAAUCUAUAAUGAAGACGGUGGUGAGAUCGAUGAGAUCGACUUGUUGGUGCCGAAAGAGGUGUUGUUCGCUUCAUGUGGAGAAUCUUUUAUAAAACCAGGUGAACUUACCAACACUCUUAGCCCAAUAGUCAGCAACACCAGCAAUAACAAUAAUAAUAACAACAGCAACAACAACAACAAUAAUAAUACUAUACCUACAUUUUUAUAUCAUGAUAACGUGUCAACUACAACUAGUGCAGGUGUUUCAAGAAUUCGAUCGACUACACUCGAUUAUGAUGCUUCGGAUUGGGUGACACUCAAUGUUGGCGGACGUAUCUUCUCGACUACGCGAUCUACACUACUCAAAGACAAAGACAGCAUGUUGGCAAAGAUGUUUGGCGAAAGCUGGGAUUCCACUAGAGAUAUCAAUGGAAACUAUCUGAUCGAUCGUUCACCAGAGUAUUUCGCACCGAUCAUCAACUUUUUGCGAUGUGGUAACUUGAUUAUCGAUGACGGUGUCAACGUGGAGGGUGUCUAUCUCGAGGCACGCUUCUUCAAUAUCACAGGAAUGCUCGAUAGACUGUCUGCGAUGGUCGAACGCAAGAUGCAAACCGACGUAUUCACAAGAAAGGAUGUCAUAUCGAUACUGCUGACGUCGUCGUCCAACUCUAGUCUUCGUUGUCAAGGACUGAAUCUCUCGGGAGUCGACCUCUCGAAGCUCGACCUCCGUAACAUCAACUUCAAAAUGACAAACUUUAGAGAAACCAAUCUUUCAAAGUGCAAUCUCGACAAUGCACUGCUGCAAGAGGCCGACCUCUCCUAUGCUAAUCUAUGUGGUGCAUCAUUAAGAGGUGCUAAUCUAUCAGGUGCUAAUCUUGAACAUUGUAUAUUAAAAGGAACGAAUUUUGAAGAUAGAGGUGGACAAAGAGCAACUCUGGAGAGUUGUAAUUUCAAGAAUGCAAUUUUAGAGGAAGCAAACUUUAGUGGUGCCAAUUUAAGAGUUGCAAAUUUCAAAGGUGCCAAUUUAGAGAAUUGUAAUUUCCGUGGUGCUGAUUUGGCUGGUGCCAAUCUCGAAGAUACAAAUCUCAGAGGUGCCAAUCUUCACAAAGCAAAUUUAAUUGGUGUAAAUUUAAGAGGUGCAAAUUUUGAUAUUAGAACCGUUAGUUCAAGGUUAGGUUCUAUCCAUGAGACAAAAGAAUUUGAUUAA
Messenger RNA from Heterostelium album PN500, 3939 nucleotides. It is a transcript of the gene kctd9, whose product is annotated as BTB/POZ domain-containing protein. Lineage: Eukaryota; Evosea; Eumycetozoa; Acytosteliales; Acytosteliaceae. Gene Ontology annotation, molecular function: carbohydrate binding; alpha-mannosidase activity; protein binding. The transcript is spliced from 13 exons. Gene Ontology annotation, cellular component: lysosome. The record is from RefSeq and is a predicted model, not a curated record. The coding region runs from base 1 to 3939 and encodes 1312 amino acids. Gene Ontology annotation, biological process: protein homooligomerization; mannose metabolic process; intracellular signal transduction.